AUGACCGUGAAGGCUGAAGCACCAGAAGCGAUAGACCGAGAAAGAAUCGAAGGCCGUAACGACUACGCCUAUGCCAGAACGAAAAAGACGUCCGAAAGACAUGCUAAAGAGCAAAAACGAGGAAAUACGGCUGAAAAUGGCGAUGUGCGAGUGCCGACAUAUGAUUGGAAGGAAAACCUACCAGUACCCAAGGCUUACGUGCAGUACACUCCGAGCGAUUCCCUCGAGCGAUUCCCCCGAGCACGCCUUUCCUCUCAAUAUCGUGACAAGAGAUCACCUACCGGAAAGGAGAUACCAGGGAAUGACGACCACCCGCCCAAAAGAAGCAUGAGAGACGCCUACCUCUGCAAAGAAAGAUGCGAUGUUGACGAAGGCGACACUUGGAAAGGACGGCUGAUGCCGGAGAAGAGGCUGCUCAAGGAAAGUUCACCUGCUGGGAUUUCACGAAACGAAGAUGAGAGCAACACAACAACAUGA
Mytilinidion resinicola is the source of this 477-nucleotide messenger RNA. RefSeq lists its product as uncharacterized. The transcript has 2 exons. The record is from RefSeq and is a predicted model, not a curated record. Bases 1 to 477 code for a protein of 158 amino acids. Lineage: Eukaryota; Fungi; Ascomycota; Dothideomycetes; Mytilinidiales; Mytilinidiaceae.